Molecule: messenger RNA, 1227 nt
Organism: Rotaria sp. Silwood2
Lineage: Eukaryota; Metazoa; Rotifera; Eurotatoria; Philodinida; Philodinidae
Source: the annotation of a GenBank genome assembly
AUGAACGCAAACGAUGAAGCCCGGAAAGAAGCCCGGACGACAUAUAAUGAAUCUGAUAUCAAUGACUGGUUUAAUCGAAUGAAAAAUGAUGAAAAAUUUGCUGAAUACAUGAUUGAAAUUUAUAAACAACAAAAAUUAGAUAAACAACAACAAAACAACAAUAGCAACGUGAUUCAUCAUCAUCACCAGCCACGCUCUCCAAAUGUAUUCAUUAGUCCCCAACAAACAACAACACAACACAUUCCAAAACUAAUGGACCAUUUAAUCGACCAUCCAGAUACAUCUCAUCCAAUUCAACAACAACAAAAUCAUCACCCACAAGACCAACUAGCAAAGACAUCUUUCGACCAUCCAAAAAUAACAUCAUCAAAUAAUCCAACGUACUCUAGUUUACGACGACCAUUCGCUGCCAAUGUUUCAAGAAAUACUACGCUACGGCAAAUAAAUAUAUUACAACCUCAAGAAUCGAUAUCAUCAUCAUCGGCAACCUCAGCAGCAGCCACAGCACCUUCAACUUACCAAUUUCACUUUUCUCAGGCUCAUCUGAAACGAGCCAUAGACAAUAAUCUACCAUGUUUCUACAUCAAAAUUGAUACAAAUACGAAUAUGACCAAGACUCAAAUGCCAUCUGCAAUGCAAGUAGCAUGUUGGAUACGGGAAUAUGUUCAACAACAUACAUCUAAUUCAAUCAACGAAUUUUCUCUUUUAAUACCUGCUGGUACGAAUAGAUACAAAUUUGGCGUUAAAUCGUUGAAUGACUUUUUAACCCUUUGGAACUGUAAAUGGCCCAAUGAAAUGGAGAAAUUUAAAAUUGAAAUUCGACGACCCCGUGCAUUACCAGACCGAUGUGCCGUAGUUGUACGUUAUGUGCCUGGAGAAUUAUCAAAUGGGUUGGUUUUCAAUGAAAUAACCAGAUCCAUCAAGUCAGCAGCGUCCGUUUCAAAAAUUAAUUACCAUCAUACUCGAACAACAAAUGAUUUCAGGUUCUGCAUCACUGAUAUCAAUGAAUAUACAGAAAUAAUAACGAUUGGUCGAAUAGCUAUAGGACAUCUCAUGCUUCCGGUCACUGCUUUCAUUCCAAGUCUUAAAAUGACUUAUUGUAACAAUUGUUGGGAACUUGGCCACUUACGUAAUGAAUGCAACGUCACUCCUAAAUGCCGACGGUGGGUGUGGGUGAUGAUUUUGUUGUUGUUGAAUUGGAUGAGAUGUAUCUGGAUGGUCGAUUAA